Molecule: messenger RNA, 2106 nt
Organism: Anoplopoma fimbria (sablefish)
Lineage: Eukaryota; Metazoa; Chordata; Actinopteri; Perciformes; Anoplopomatidae
Gene: eef1akmt2
Product: EEF1A lysine methyltransferase 2
Exons: 6
Coding region: 1-852 (283 amino acids)
Biological process (GO): peptidyl-lysine monomethylation; peptidyl-lysine dimethylation
Cellular component (GO): cytoplasm
Molecular function (GO): protein-lysine N-methyltransferase activity
Source: RefSeq, a predicted model, not a curated record
AUGGACGCCGCCAUGAUGGAAACAUCCCGAUCGAUCCCGAUGCGGCCCCCACCCCUCUGCGUUUCCAGGCACGCUCCUCGAACGCAAAGCAUUCUGGGAACUGUAGGCGGCCAGACAGACAGACAGACAGCCAGCAUGGAAGGCGCUGCAGAGAGAAGCGUGGAAGUGAAAUGUGGAAACAACUCAGGAGAGGACGACAGCUGCUCGGAUACCGAUUUUGAACCUUCAAAACUGGGGACGAGAGAAUACUGGGAAGAUGCAUAUCAAAAAGAACUUGAGACAUUCACAGACAUUGGGGAUGUUGGUGAGAUAUGGUUUGGUGAGGAAAGCAUGAGCCGUGUGCUGCGAUGGAUGGACAAAGCUAAGAUCCCAGAAGAUGCUGCCAUUCUUGACAUCGGCACUGGAAAUGGAGCCUUUCUAGUUGAACUGGCUAAACAUGGAUGCAGGAAUCUGACUGGAAUAGAUUAUUCUCCAGCAUCUGUAGAAUUGGCCAGAAACGUUCUGCAGGCGGAGGACUUGACGGCUGUCACUGUAAAGGAAAUGGAUUUCUUAAACUGCCAUGGUGACCUAAAGGGUUUUGAUGUCUGCAUCGACAAAGGCACAUUCGAUGCGAUCAGCUUAAACCCUGACAGCGCUAAGGAGGACAAAAAACAGUAUGUCCAAGUUCUAAAAGAUGCUCUCAAGGACAAAGGAUUCUUCGCUAUCACUUCCUGUAACUGGACAAAGGAGCAGCUGCUGGAGAGAUUUAGUGAAGGAUUUGAGUUUGUAGAGGAGUUACCUACACCAAGCUUCCAAUUUGGAGGCAAGAAGGGGAACAGUGUUACAGCCCUCAUCUUCAAGCGAAAACAUUGAUUCACAUGUGCCCAGAGGAUACUUUUUGUGUGUCGUCAAUUUCCUUUUCUUUUUUUCUGUUUAUCACAGAAAAUUAUAAAAACCUGUACAUACUUUUUAUAACAAUACUUGAUUCACUUUUAAAGGAUAUGUGUAAUGACGCAGGCAAACAGUGUAACUGAGUGGAGUUCUCUUGUAAUAAAUGUUGUUUUUGUUUUGUUGCGGUCGUAUCAUCUUACCUUGAUCCACAGUGCUAAAGCAACCUGUAACUUUUGUAUGAAAUUGUUCAGUAAUAUUUGUGAAACUGUUAUGCAGAGAAGAUGCUCACAUGGAACCUUUUAAUCUCUGAAUAACAAGUUCUCUCUGACCCCUGACGUAACGUAGCUGCCCAUGUCUUGUGACAUCAAGAGACUCAAAUUUAAACUCCUCCUCCUUGUUCCCCACUGACACUUUUUUGACUGUAACGUUCCUCUACUUGUAAUACUUUAGACAGACGAUUAUUCAAUCUCUGAAUUUAAGCCCAGUGGCUAAAAUGUGUUCUAUAUUUAUUUUAUAAAGGGCUUAGAAGAGAAAGGAUAUACACAGUAACUUACGCUGAACAUUUUUCCCCGUUCCAUAAAUCAUCUUAUAGCCCCUCCAGGUAUGUUGCAAGGACCCUGAUGAGAGUCCUGACCCACAGUUUGAAAACCACUGCUCUGUCCUAAUGAAUAAUGAAUUGCAUCCAUCUUUCAUGUCAUGUGAAAAAUAGCCUUUACCUAAUUGGCUCAACUGGAAACCAGCAGAGCUUUGGAUCCUGAGGACUGAUUAGGAACUUCUGACAUAAUGAGUAAACAAGAGGCCUUGCCUUCUGUGUAAGACAAGCCUCACUGCCAUUUCCUUUUCCAAUGGCAUCAUUAAUAACUGUCAAACUCUGGACUCUUAAUUGCAAGCUGGGCGAGUGGUCCAAUGGAACCGUCGAUGUUGAGUAAACACAUGGAAGCUUUACAAGAAUUACUGCCUGGAAUUUAACAAGGCCCUGGAUAUCCUGCCUGGAUGUGCAUAUAAUGCCCACAUUUACAACUCUCAGAUUUUCCCAUGAAGAGAAACCUCCAUUAAAAUAUCCUCUCCUUUACCUUUGUUGACAUUCACUCUCACUUAGACAAAACAUCUGGUUAGACAGAUCUUUGAGUGUUCUCGCAUUGUUUUAAUUAGAUUUUAAUAUGUACUGACGUUAUGGUACCUCUUUGACUAUACUGCAGCCUACUCAUUUUCCUUGCACAGGUGCUGUUGCUAAGA